AUGCUCUGCUACGUUAAAGAUGCAAAAGGCAUCCGCCUCUGGAUCGCCAAGCGCUCGAUGCAGAAACAGACCUAUCCGGGUAUGCUGGAUUGCACUGCCGCCGGGGCCCUGAGUGCGGGAGAGUCGCCGCGAAGUGCGAUGAUCCUCGAGGCUACAGAGGAGGCGUCUAUCGAGCGUGAGAUCAUCGAGAAUGGCAUGAGAUACGUCGGGUCUAUCUCGUAUUUCCACAUGAAAGGCUCGUCUAUUGCCUUGAGCGAGGGCUCCUCGACAGCCGUUCUGUUACCUGAGGUCGAAUACCUAUAUGAGCUUCAGCUGGAUGAAGGUAUUGUCCGGCCGAAGGAUUCAGAGGUUGAAGACUUUCGGCUUUGGAAUGUGGACCAGGUGCUUAACGCCUUAGGCAAAGGAAUGUUUAAACCGAAUAGUGCGGUUGUGGCCAUCGACCUUUUUAUUCGCCAUGGCGUCAUAUCACCAGAGACAGAGCCAAUGUAUGAAGAGAUUAUAAUACCGUUUCCUACAGCAAACCGGUCCAUAUAA
This is a messenger RNA of Aspergillus udagawae, 534 nucleotides long. Its product is annotated as NUDIX hydrolase. Gene Ontology annotation, molecular function: 8-oxo-dGDP phosphatase activity. The transcript has a single exon. NCBI's taxonomy places the organism in Eukaryota, Fungi, Ascomycota, Eurotiomycetes, Eurotiales, Aspergillaceae. Bases 1 to 534 code for a protein of 177 amino acids. The record is from RefSeq and is a predicted model, not a curated record.